This is a messenger RNA of Leishmania braziliensis MHOM/BR/75/M2904, 14886 nucleotides long. RefSeq lists its product as hypothetical. Gene Ontology annotation, molecular function: cysteine-type deubiquitinase activity; K63-linked polyubiquitin modification-dependent protein binding. Lineage: Eukaryota; Euglenozoa; Kinetoplastea; Trypanosomatida; Trypanosomatidae. Bases 1 to 14886 code for a protein of 4961 amino acids. The transcript has a single exon. The record is from RefSeq and is a predicted model, not a curated record. Gene Ontology annotation, biological process: protein deubiquitination involved in ubiquitin-dependent protein catabolic process. Gene Ontology annotation, cellular component: cytoplasm; nucleus.
AUGCAUAUUGAGGUGAAGUUUGGUUCCGCAAAGCACGAUAUCGAGGUGCCGGAGGAGGCGACGCUUGGAGUCCUCAAGGCGGCCAUCUACGAUGCCACCAACGUCCUUCCUCCACUGCAGAAGCUGCUGGGGAAGCCAAACCUGCAAGCAAAGUCGGAUGACACGUUGCUGUCUGCCCUGGGCAUUAAGGACAAGACGAAGCUGAUGCUCAUUGGGUCAGUCGCAGCGGAGGUGGUCAAGGCGAAUGCGCCUUCGGGGGAGGAGAAAAAGAAAGAAGAGGAGCGCGAGCGCCGGCUGCGCAACCUGCCCUAUAGCUUUUGGCGCCUGCCAGCGUAUGGCGGCUUUCUGGCGGACCCCUACGUGGCCGGUCGCGGCGACCCCCUGGAGGGCGGCACGGUGCUCCUGACAUUGCUUUGCCUGGAUGUCAUUCUCUGCCGUCUCAACACCCUUGGCGCGGGCAGCAGGCCCAACCCGUCCGCCGCGAGCACGAAGCUGCUGCAGGUGCUGGGCCAGAAGGGUGCCGCCGAGGUGUCCCAUCCUUUUCUGCAGGACAUUUCUGUCAACUUGCGCACCGCCAUCCAGCGCGCGCACGGGACUAUCCGAUCCUGUUACGACUUCACGGUGGAGGCUAGCAAGGCGGUGCAGCCGGCGACCGUGCUGGAGGUGGUAGGCCGGUGUGUGCAGCGCAUUGCGAGCCUACCGACCGGGGAGUGGACGAUGAUCCCAUCUGGCUGGAUUGGCACCCGGUCGUACAACAUUAUGUUUCUCCUCGUGCACCGCAAGGCAGGUGAAGUGUUUGACUUUGUUGUCGUGAAUCGAGGCACCGAAGGGCAGGGCUACCACCCACGCUGGCAGACGGCGGAGAAGAUACUGAGCUGUCCAAUACUCAAGUUCCAGGACGUGUCGUGGGCUCGGCUGCAGGACAAGACGUUUUGGCUGCUGCUGUUGUCGCUGUGGAUGCGGCGCAAUGACCCGCAGAACCAGUCGGAGUUCAUCCGUGCUGAGGUAUUCUACGAUGUGUUGCUGCCGUGGCUGGUGGAGAAGCUGCCAGAUGGGCGACGUCGCGAAGAUGACGUGAGCUCGAACAGGAGCAACCUAGCCAGCUCCCUGCAUCUGACGACGACCCGCUUCACCACCGAGAUGAUUCUACAGAUGACCGGCGGCACGGUGGAGAGCGAGCAGCAGGUGCCGCUCUCGCCUGCGCUGUCGGCCGACUCGCCCUUCACACCGUUCAUCUACAGUAACGCGGCAAGCCCCGCCUGCAGCUCCUCCAGCGGCAUCAAAUCCGCCAUCACUGCCUUCUGCUAUCUCCUAGCGCAGUACUACCCUGCGCUGACGACUGUCGAGAGGAAGCGCAUCAAGUACGUGCUCAAGUACGAGUUCUUCGCACGAGCCGCCGAAGACCUCUCACGCUACUCGCGGCGCUUCCUCUCCGACUCAACUCCCGCAGCGCGCGCCGCCAACGUCCAGGCCGCAUCGACCGGAUUCAGAUCACCGACGCCGAGCAGCAAGGAUGCCCAGCUGCGCACCGCGCUUGAUCGCCUCAAGGCAGCAGGGAUCAACGACACAGCUGCCAAUCUGUCCCUGAGCUCUGUGUGGCUGAGCUUCACAGAUAAGCGUGUGUACAUCAAGGACAAGCAGAACAAGAUCUUGCCUGAGACCGACUUCCAUGGCAAGAUGGUGCUGCUGUUUGUCAGCUGCCUCAAGGUUCCGAGCGGCAGGGAGACGUCGGCGCUGCUGGCGGAUGCAGUGACGGUUAUGAAGCAAAAGUGCAGCCCAGACACCGUCGAGGUCAUUUUCCUCAGCUGCGACGAGACACAGGAGGACUAUGAGGAGCACUGCGCUCUCUUUGAUUUUCCGCGCGCCACAUACCCAUGCUUUGAGGUGCUCAGCGCGAUGGAGCUGACCAAGGUCCCAGAGCUCCUUGUUUUUCAGAGUGACGGAGAGCUGCUGCACCGACAGGGUAUGUCAGCGCUGCGUUCCGACCCUGAGGCGAUUCAGUUCCCCGAUGGCCCGUGGAAAGGUGCGGUUCCUCUCUCCGCCACAGACGUGCAGUUGCUACACGUUGGAGCGAGCCAGUUGGCGCACCACACGAAAAAGCGGCUGGACCGUGGCCAGCCUCCGGUCGUCGGCAGUGAUGCCGUGGUGCAACACGUUGUGGAGCUCGUGCACGCCGUCGAGGCAGUGGUGGACGCGCUCCCACAGGACGACGUGCAGGACCUGAUUCAGGCGGUCAGCGAGGUACGCACGAGCACAACAGCGAGCGCUGCAGGCACCAUGGGCGGCGUAUCUACAGCAUCGUCAGAUCCGCAGCGCACGGUGGACGCCAUUGUGAAGGAGCCCAUCGACGCAGCUCGCGAAGGUGUUUUCCAGAACGUCGAGCUCCUCCCCAAGGCGUCAGUCGCCUCUUACUACGGCACAGCUUUCCAGUCGUCGGUACCAUCCUUGCCUGACAUCCAUGACCUGGCCAAGGCGACAAACUACGCUGAGUUAUUCGCGCUCCUGCCGCGCGUGCGAAGUGUUGUGGAGACACUAUGGAGGCGCGCCGGCAACAGCGGCACCGCCUCUCGCGUUGCCGUGCAGCUGCAGAUUAUCGAGCUCAUCACGUGGAUCUUCUCCAUGCUGAUUCCUGUGCCCCUGCCUGCGAGCUACUCCAUCGAUGCCGUGCCGCAAGAGGAACGGUGGUGUGUGGCCAGUUUCUACACGGAGGAUGUCAUUCCACCAGCGCCGCAGCUGCCAGCCGGGGUGGGAGGUGUGGUGCCGAACCCGCAUGCUGGUGACCCGCAACUGAUAAUGCUGGAGUGCAUCUACUACCUCAUGCUGUCGCUGGCAAAUGCCUGGCAGGCUGUCGAGGCGCCGACGCGCAGCUUCGACUCGGAGCGGUGCCUCAUUUCGGCGGCUAUGCUGCUCGUCUUCGAUGCCAUUCUGCGGCAGAUGAAGGGUGCGAACAAGUGCCGCAUAAUUUCUGUCCUGCUGAACACCGGUGAUGGCUGCGGCUAUUUUCUUUCUACAACGCAGGGAAAACAGAACAUCGCCUUUGCAUCUGUGGCAGCGACACUGCAGCUGACUCGACCGCACCUGCUCCCGAUCCGCUCCGCCAUGCUGCGGUACAUUGAGGAGCAGCAGAAGAUGCGGCCCGACCACGAGCUGUUCGACCUACGUAUGCCUGACAAGCUGGAAAUUUUCAAGAGCAGCUACACCGUCGAGUUCCUCAAAGCAGUACUGGCGAACGCAGGGUACUCACUGGAGCAGUCUGGUGGCCUCUUUGGCGGUGGCUCAUCGGAGAUGGAGAAGCUGAUGGAGUGGCUGUGCAGCCAUCGCUCACCGCUGGCGAAGGAGCAGCCGGCAUUCGGGAUGAUGCGGGACAUGACGCUGCUGGCAAAGUUUAUGGGUACAAUGGAAAUGCGCGAUGCGCAGCUGCUGCACCGCCGCAAGGAGCUCGAUGCCCUUGCCUCGUGGCGGAUCUCGUUCGAGGAGGACGCACCGGGACGGCAGAUGAGCGCCGGCUGGCGCACCCGCCCAGUACCGCCGAGAUGGGAGUGCCUGAUGGUGCGUGGGCGUGACAUGGACAUUGCAGACAUCGCCGUCAAGGGCUUUGGCGACCGCGAGGUCAUGUACGGCGAGGGCUUGGCGCUGCACUCUCCAAUUGACGUGUCACGGAUGGUUGAGGCGGACCACCCCACCGAGGACGACGUGCUGCACGCGAAGACACUGCCAACGUUUGCCGGCACGAUGAAUGUGGAGGAGUCGGAAGUGCUGUUAUCAUGCCUGACGGCGCCAUACGUGCGCAUUCCGCUUGUCCUUGACUUCUUCGCUUCGCAGGACCGCCAUACGUACCUGUUCGUGUAUGAAGUGCAAGAGGUGCUGCGUGCGGUAUUGUUCGAGCCAGCGGCGUACGCCUCGCCGACCGUCCUGAGCCACGCCGACCCCCGCUCCGUUCCUAUGCGACUGAGCAAGGAGCAGCGCGAGAUGGUGGAGCUGCGUCGGCUACGCGGGGACUUGAGCCAGCAAAACUACGAGGACUGCCUCGGCACCACGUACGGGCUGCUCAUGAGCGAGCUGCGGCAUGCACCGACAAGCGUCCUUCGCCCGCUGCGAAUCCUCUUGGAGAGCAUCACGGAGCUUGGCCCCAGCUCUGUGUACAGCAGUAAUGCCUCCUACGUCCUCUUUGUUGUCGGACUGCUGUGCGAUGUGCUCUCCUUUUGCCGCUUCAUUGUUCAUCAUCAGCGGCAGCGGCAGGGCGAGACCUCCGGCACGGUACCGACAGCUUCGCAAGAGGCUGAGGAAAGCGAGGAGGAUGAGGAGAGUCGUUGCAGCCAGGUGGCCUUGGGUGUCAUAGACGAGUAUCACAGCUACUUUCUGCAGUUCUUUGCUACUACGGUGCAGCCGUUGCUGUGGGUGUGGCUCGAGGAGAGUGAGGAGAACACCGACACGCCGACGCAGUGCGUCAUUCACGCCCACAUGAGUCGGGUGGACCGUGCGCUUUGGAAAGGCUACGACUCGCUCUUGUCGUCGGCGUCUUGUGGCGCACGCGGUUGGCAGCAUGGAAGUUUGCGGUCCGAGGACACCAGCGCCGCGCCUGCGGAGGACCCGCAUGCACACCUGAUCCGCAUGCUCCAGUCGUAUGCGUUUGUGCGAGCGCGCCACGGGUUUGGGAUGGGCAUGCAGCGCAGCCAGCUCGCGGCCCGGGAGGGGGACCACCUGCUCACGCCGGAGGAAAAGAUGCUGCGCUUCCUGCAGGCACAGGGCUUGAACACCUCGCGUGUCUCCAAGGAGCUUCUGGAGCAGGGCAAGCAGCUCAUGAUGAGUGGCGGGCGUCGCCGCGCUGUCUUUGUGCAGAUUCGCAGCCGCAACUACAACGAUACGGUGCGCAUACCGAACUUGAUUCACAGCGACCCGAGCAGCACGACAGAGUCCAAACUGCUGAAGCUCCCGCCGGCUGAUGUGCCAGAAAACGUGCUCUUCUGCGAUCUGCUAGAGGAUUACCACCGGAUCACCGCGUUUCUGAAUGAGAUGACGCCGCAGCGACGCGGCGCAGUACUUCUGUCCAUCGUUCAGUCCGUCCUCCGCGACCACACCGAGUCGGAAGGUGGUGAUUCCGCCUCAGGUGCACCGCAGGACCGCAAGCGCUUUCACCGUUGCAGCCGCUCCACGAGCGUGUCAACCCGCGCGAGUGCCGCGAACCUGGACGCUAUGAUAGACGACGAUGACGAAGACCACGCCCCUCCCGAGGGCUCCCUACAGCACGAGGCGGCGCCACUGUGGUCUAUCUCGGCGCCUGGUGUCUACAAGGGACCGGCAUCAAGUGGUCUCUUUUUCCAUGCCCAGACGUGCGAGUUGUUUUGGCGCAACGACGAGCUGAAGCCGGUCCCGGAUAGCAUGUCACACUUCACCGACUUUGAGAAUGUCUUGGGCAAAGACACUCUGCAGUGUGGCCUGGUGAGUCGCCACGAGCACCGGCAUUGGGUGCACCUUGUAGGAACUCCGUACGACGUGAUCGAGUGGACGGCACCGCCGGACCUGGCCGACCAAGGUGUGCACCACCCAUUCGUGAUCGCCGGCAACUGGCCAGCGGAGUCGGCCGAGAGCGUGCUUUUCGAGAACGUCACCUACGAUCGUGUCAUUGCUGUAGAGGACGAUUACCCGUGGCCGUACAAGGAGGAGCGGUGGGCUAUCAGCAUGCUGCGGGACAUUCUUCGAGCUGCGUUCCCGAGUGGGAUGAGGUUCUAUCCUCUGGCCCCUGCGUUGUCGACGGCGGCCGCCAGCGACGCCGACAACGAGGAGGAUGGGGGCCGCCGCCUGGUUGUGCCUGCGCUGCACCACUACGAGAUGCGCUUCCUCAUGAACGACGCCCCGCAGUACGAAAAUGAGGCCGAGAGGGCAACGUGGAAGGAGGCAGUCGCCUACCGCUACCCGCAGCCGCGCAUAGAGAUAUACAACCUCGUGCCGCACGCCCGCAAGCUAUACCGCUCGCUUGUCUACAGCACCAACCAGCGCUACUGCUUGCACAGCAUGGCGCUGCUGACCGGGACACGCACGCGCGAGUCGCUGGUGGUGACGGCGUUUCAGGCCGGUGAGCUGAAGCGGCGCAUCUUUAACGAAAGCACGCUGGAGAUCCACCGCUACAAUGAAGCGAUCCGCGGUCGUGAGGUGUACAUUCCAGCACGGCUGCUGCAGGGGCUGAUCCCGAGUGUGCUACUGGAGUCGUUCUUCAUGUGGCAGGGCGAGGAUGAUGUGCUGCGCGGCUACCCACUUUCGGAGGAGAGCGAGGCUGCCUCCGUCCUGCCGGAUGCGACGUUGUCCGGCGCCGGAAAGCGCAAGGUCGUGCGGGGAGAGGUGAUGGACCACUGGUUCAACUACAGCGUCGAGAUUCACCUGCACGUGGGUCGACAAGGUAGCGACCCAGCCGGUGAGGGUACCUCAUCGCCAGCAACAUCGUCGGCAUGUGUGGUGGUGCGCCGCAAUGACAAGACCCACUCUUCCAUCGUCGAGGUGAAGCAUGCGACGCUGUCGGCUGACACGGUAGCGGAUGUGGCGCGCACCAAGACCAUGGCGGAGGCACAGGGUGCCACGAAGCGCCUCAUGCUACAGCGUGCCACGAGCGGCGAUGGCUUGAUGGACAUGUCGACCGGUACACUUCACGCAAACGAUGAGGAGGAGAGCGGCGAUGCCACAAUUCGGAUCACUGAUGCUGAUGUGGCGCUGCUUCACGAGGCACUUUCCCACCUCCCCAAAGGUGUGUGCGUGCAGCUGCUACGGCAGGCGAGAGGGGACAUUGCGUCGGCACUGACUUGGGCCUCCUCCGCUGCAAACGCCGAUGCGCUGCUCGCCAUGGUGGGGAUGGAUGCGAAGGCUAGCGGCGGAGGUAGUGACAGCAAACGGAAUAAUUUAGCGCAAAUGGUGGCCAAGACACAGCGGGCAAUGGGGACGUGUGACUACGUGCUGGUGAACAUCUUGCACUGUCGGGGCCUCUCGAACCUGCUGCAGAUGCUCACGCGCAUCGAGGACUGCUCCCACAUUCUGGUCUGGGGCCGUCGCUGCUCAGCCGCGAGCAAGGCAAAGCCCGAUGCUGCUUCAGCGGACGAAGAAGCAGCACACUCGCUUUGCGUCGAGGACACGACCGCUGCAGACAGUUACGUUCAAAUCGAGCUGAUUGAGAUGCCGCGGCUGCGUGUGCGCUUCUACACCAGCACAGACGGCGCAAGCAGUCGCGUCCGGUUAUUUCUGGCGGAUCAGCCGGGAUGGCGCCUCGCCGAGUGGGACGACUUCCCCGCAGCCCGCUGGCGGCAGCUGUGCCGACUCCGGGCGCCGUUUCAGCAGUGCCUGCUGCUCUGCAACGACACCCACGAGGUCGCUUUUUUGUGCCCCAAUCACGAUUUUGCGCCAAUGAAGAUUGGCGGCGACCCGUUCAACCCGAUGCUUCUUUUUGAUCGCUCGUCCUACACGUGGAGGGAGGCGGUGCCAUCCCCUUUCUACGUGUACGUUGUGCACAGCAGCAGCAGCUUCGUGAUGACGCCGUCGCUGUCGGCGUCGCUCUACUACGCUGUCAUGCAGUGCGCGACGCAGCACUACGCAGGCGCCAUGCGCACCCUCGAGUCCUGUUACACGGAUAGCAGCUUCUCCGCCGAGGAGGCCUUUAUGUUCGCGCUGUUCGAGCGCACAAUGGCGGACCGCUUCCCCGACGCAUGCGCGGUGCGGCUAAAGCUGGUUCAUGCGGUGCAGUACAGUUCGAACACGUACCAGUGGCCAUUGGCGACCGAGCUGUCGGACUACUUAAUGGUGAAGCACCACGUGACCGAAGACUGUCAGCUCUCGCGUAGUGAGGUGCUGGACCUGUUGAAGCGCUGUGCGCAGGCGGCACCAAUGGUGCGCAGUCAACUCGAGCUGUAUGCCGGACUCAUGAAGGUGGAACACAAGCCAGCAAACGGGUCGGCGACGGUGCCGGUGGCGGUGCAAACUCCCGCGUUGGAGCGCUGUCGGUUUCCAUGGGAGCGGCUGCUGCUGUACCCGUGGGAGCGCAUCGCCUCCCAGAAGGUGAAGCGGGUCUGUUAUCAGCUACAGAGCCCAGAGAUGGUGAAGGACGAAAAGCUUGUGGAGUUUCUGUGGUCAGAUCAGCUGCUCAUGGAUGAGGAAGGCGGCGCAAACACCAAAAAGGGGUUUUACUUCCUCUACUGCAUGAAGCGGAACACAGUGGUGCCUAUGAUUGGCCAGGAGCAUGUCGGCGUCACCCUUUCGCAGCUGCUCGCGCGCUGGUUCCAGCUGCGGCACUGUCGUUGGGGUCGCGAGGCGCAGCAGGGAGGUGAGACGGAGAUGGCACCGUCCUGGUGCAGCACGGUGCUACAGCUGAUGGAGAUGUUCCCGCACGCCGACUGGCCCGCGCCCGCGGACAACUCGGAGCGCUACAUCCUCGCUCGCGGCGUGUCGCUAGUGGAGGAGUGCGAAACAAAUGAUCAGCUUCAUGGUAUGAUCAUCGGGGGUCAGGAGUCGGCGGCGCGCCGGCGACGCGGCACCAUUCCGGAGCUCUUCAACUCCAUCCACCGAGUCGCGCAGGAGCACUUCAAGACGAACCACAUUACCGAGGCGGUGCGUGAGGCGCGCCAGAUGAGCUGCCUGCGUACACCGGCGAGCCAGAAGGUGACCGUGCUUAUGUGGGACCACUUGCGUGGCCGCGUGGUGCCAGGUAACACGGGUUGCGAGCAGGUAGAGUUGCACGAGGCGAACAUAUCAGUGGACUACUUCCAGAAUGGGAAUGCGGAGAACAACUCUGCUGCUGCUACGGCACUGCGCCACUCGUCACUGCAGGCCCUUUGCACCGAGCCGCUGAGUUCUUUGCAGCUGAAAGAAAACGUUAUCGCUGAAGGUGAGCCAGCUGCGCCACCGGCGUCUUCGUCAAUUUCUGUGCUCCCUUUCGAUCUUCGGGCUCACUUCCUCUCUCGCACUCCACUGGGCGAGAACAUGCUGGACCGUCUGGAGGAGGACUCGAUGCGCUUCCGCAGCCAGCAGCAGGCUCAGCGGCCCCACUACUUCCAGUGCCUCUCCGAGGACAUUGUGCGGGAAAUGUUGACUACUCCAGAUGUGGCGGCCAUGACAGUGUUUCUCACGACGGCAGUGACGGUACUGGGAGACUGUGUGCGACAGUUGCACACGCUUGGCGAGCGGGACGCCGAUCGCGUCAUGCGUUUGCGCUCGUCGCUGCUGUCCUUGGCGAAUGACGUUCAUCCAAUGUCGUCCACGCCGCCCUCUCACAACGCUAACAGCGCCUCUGCUGCUGGGGCACAGUCGCUUGAUCGUGAACGGCUGGUGCACUACCUACAGCGAGCGGAGCGUUCUCGUGUUGCCGUACCAAUUGAAUGGCUGUGUGCCGCCUUGCUGAGCACUACCUUCGAGAAUGACCUCAAGGCUGAGAACCGCUUUCACGGGUCGCUGCAGCGGAUUCAAGCUGAGCUCAUUCUCCUCAUGCUGUUGAGCAACCGCAUGUACUUUGCGGAGCAGGCGGCGCAAGCCGUGCAGCAGCUCCUCCUGUUCUUGGAGUUGUGCGGGCACCUUCGCGGCGUCGUGCUUACUCAUGGUGAAAAGGCAGCUGUUACUAGCAAGGCCACUGCCCAGCUCCGCGCGGCACGCAUUCGUGAACUGGUUCAGCACUUUUCGCUGGAAAUCGACCCAUCUGUCCUCCAGCAGCUCACGGCAGCAGAGGCGCCCAUCCCCAACGCAAGUACUGGGACAGGUGAUGAGGAGGCGACAGGCUCGACAGCCAUGUGCGUCACUCUCUCAGAGGAGACUCGCCGGAUUGUGACUGGCCGGUUGCAGCAGCUGGCGAACGCUGCUCUCGACACACUGACGGCACGUCGCACGUACGUCCACAUUCAUACUGACGCCUCCAAGGAGGAGGCGUCGUCCGGUGUCAAAGGAGCGGCAGGCAAAGAAGGCGGCGGUUCCUUCAGAGCGAGACUCGACCCCCGCUUCCUUGUCUUUGAGUUCCUCUUCAACAUUUUACUGCGUACCCGCCAGGUGGAGAUGGUGAAGUGGUUCGUAGAAAACAUUCGCCAUGGCCAGUCGCGUGUGCAGCAGAUGAUUAUGGGCCAAGGUAAGACAACCGUUGUGGGACCACUGCUGGCCCUCAUCCUCGCCGAUGGGCAGCAGCUCGUCACGCAGGUGAUGCCGACGGCGCUGCUGGAGCAGACGCGCGGUAUUCUGCGCCGCUGUUUUGGCGUCGUCGUGACAAAGCACAUCUACACGGUGCAGUUCGACCGCAGCAAUGAGGACGGCACGAGCGACGGAGUGGAGCUGCUCUAUCAGAAGCUGAAAUCUGCCGAGGAAGACCGCUCGGUUGUGAUCGCCGCACCUGAAUGUGUCAAGUCGCUUUUCUUGAAGGGGAUCGAGCAGAUGCACAUGAUGGAGAGCGUGCCUACGGAGGACAUGGAGCUAGACGAGACGGCAGAUGACCGCUAUACAACCCACAUCAAGGCAUUGCGUCGCAAGAUGGUGGAGAGGUCUGACCUAGCGGACGCCAUCGCGCCGAUUCUAGAGUUGUGGAAGCGUGGCGUCCUGAUCAUGGACGAGGUCGAUGUGCUCCUGCACCCGCUUCGCUCAGAGCUGAACUUUCCUAUCGGCCCCAAGUACCCCAUCGACCUGAGCGGCCCUCGUUGGUUGCUGCCUAUCCACCUUUUGGACGGCAUCUUUGCGAGCCAGCAGGGGAGAGCGUGCGAGGACGUGCAGUGGGAACUCGAGUACGGCUCGUCUAGCCAGACCGCCCACUCGGUGCACGGGGGUGGUUCGUCGCUGGCGGAGAUACGGGACGUUCAGGGGGAGAAGCGCCGGCACGCGCUGAGCGCAAUUCGCAGCGCCAUCCUCACCGGUUUCCGCCAGCGUGCCCUUCAGCGAGAGCCACACUUGGUCUUGCUCGACCCCGGCCACUACUACGCCGAGCAGCUGCUGCCGGUGCUCGUGCCGUGGCUGCAGCUGUGGCUGCACGAGCAUCUGAUGGACCACCUUCCAGAGCAGGAGCGCCAGAACUGGGCCUACGCGUCGUCGGAUGUGUUCGACGAGAAGACCAGGCCGCUCCUGCUGUCCCCGGUGAAGCGUGACGACGCGGAAAGCUGCGUAUCUCGCGAGCUGAAUGUGCACAUGCCUGACUACGGUCUGCAGCUGUUGAACCUUGCCCACGACUGGCUGUAUCGCUUGCUGCCGCACGUGCUCGCCAAGAUCGAUCGGGUCAGCUUCGGCGUGUUGCAACCGAACGAUCUGGCCCUCAGCGGUGAUGCAGCGCGGAUUCCAUACAGCCGAAAGAUGACGGCCGUUCCCUUCGUUGCGAAGGACGUGCCCAGCCGCAGCUCUGAGUUUGCGCAUCCGGAUGUGGUCAUUGGGCUCACUAUCCUUGCCUUCCGCUACGAGGGGCUACGCCUUCAGGAUGUGAAGGAGCUGGUGACACAACUGAAGCAGGACUUUGCGCGGCAGGCGGGACCGAAGGAGCACCGCCCAGCGGCGAAGCUGUACAAGCACUGGUUACGUCUGAGCUCUUCGGACCGCGCGGCCGCGGCGAAGAAGGCGGAGAUGGCGACGGCCGCCACUGCCGCGGCCGCUGCAGUCACCGAGAGGAGCGUCACAGAUGACAGUGCUGACGUGCUUCGCUCAUUCGAGCGCGCCGGGGUGCCCCUGUCGCAGCUCCAGGUGACGGACAAGGCGCAGAUGCAGUCACUCUACCACCUGCUGCACCGCGUUCCGGAGGUGAUUCACUAUUAUCUGUGCUCUACCAUCUUUCCACGCACCAUGAACUUCCAGCGACUGAAGAUCAGCGCCUGCGGCCACGAGCUCGGCUCCUCGAUGCUGUUCACAAAGCGGAUAGGAUUCAGUGGAACACCAAGCAACAUUCUGCCUCUGGACCUCGGCGAGUGCUUCUACGAGCCUGGCAGUGACGGGCGUGUGCUGUCGGUACUCACGAACCCCGAGGUGGUCCAUGCUGAGGUCCUGCCGGACAGCUGGACACCACUCCGGUUACUUGACCGCAUCGCUGCAGCGCAGCCGCCGUACUCCGCCCUCAUCGACGCUGGCGCCCUCAUCACGAACAUGAGCAACGAGGAGGUGGCGCGCUGCCUUCUGGCGCGGCUGCCUGCAGCGCUGUUUGACGGCGUCGUCUUUCUGGACCAGCGAGAUCGGCAGAUGAUUCUACAGCGCAACAACGGCCUCGUCAUCCCGGUUACUCAGUGUGGUGUGCCGCUGGCACGCCGUUUCACCUUCUUUGAUCAGGUGCACACGACUGGCACGGAUGUGAAGCAGUCCUCCACGGCUGUUGCCGUCAUCACGCUCGGUAAAGAUCUUGUCCUGCGCGAUUAUGCCCAGGGCGCGUAUCGCAUGCGUGGGAUCGGCCAGGGACAGCGGCUGUGCUUGUAUCUGAUCCCCGAGGUGGUCUCCCGUAUCCAGGAGGCGCUGGGGUCUCGGUACCGCACUGGUGACAUGCUCAAGGACGUUCCCGCGUGGCUCCUCCUUAAUUCGAUGAGGGUCGAGGGCCUGCAGUUCUUCAAGCUUUCCCUGCAGGAGUUGGCGAAUGUGUGGCGCAAGAAGGCGAUUGCAUAUCUCUUGCAGGACACACAGUACGCCAACGCACAUGCGGAGCUCUUCAAUGGGUGGAUGCGCUGCCGUCGCUUUCAGCUUCCACGACCGAUGGCGGGCUUCAGUACUGCUGUAGGGGGCAAGCACACCAGCGCGGAGGAGGACGAAGCUGCUGCAACGGCCAAUGCGGCGCUUUCGCUCCCUUCCAUCGACCUUCUCCAGGCCGCCAUUGCGGAGUUCAGGGAGGUGAUUGAGUACCCCGUUGCUGGAAGGAUUGCCCCGGCUCCAUCCUUCAGCGAGCACCUGCAGGAGAUCCUGCUGGCGCGUUCGCAGGAGCUGAUCGAAGGAGACACCAUGUCGCAGGGGCUGGUGAAGCAGUUGCUUGACCGCAUGCAGCGCAGCAUUCAGGUUUCACGGGCGGCCCCCGAGGGGGGCCGUGGAGCCUCCGCAAAGGAGGCCAGCGGCACGAGUGCCACCGGAGCCGAGCAAGAAGGCGUGCACAACACGAUGGACCUGAACGCGGAGAUUGUGCACGAGCAGGAGGCGGAGCAGGAGCAGGAGCAGGAGGCGGAACAGGAGGAACAGCGCGUCUCCGCGUUUUCACGCGACGACGAGAGCCAGAUUGGGUGGGCGGUGGACACGCUGCGCACCUGCGGAGCGAUCUCGGCAGACACGGUGCGACCCACGCACGGCUGCUGCUUCUACCAGAUGAGCAGCUUCCAGGUUCGUCCCAGUCAGCCGCAGCUUCAGGUGUCGUCACAGUACCUCGUGAGCGACAACUACUUCAGGCUGGACUGGCAUGGCGUAGGGGAGCGGCGGCUGAAGAACAUUUUUCUUUUUCUCGAGUGGGUGCCUACCCAUCCUGUUCCUUCGUCGUCUGCCACCCAGGCCGCCGCCAGCGGAUUGUCGUCGGAGGCGGAGACGUUUCUAUGCUCCGGCCUCCUCACUCUUGCUGAGGGCGAGUCCAUGCGUUGGCUCAUUCAUCACUCCCGCUACGUGCAGAGGAACUUCCGCCUUGCCCUGCGCUUCGCCUCGAACGGCGCCUACAUGGAUGCCACCAGGCCCUUUUCGGCGGUCGUGCACCGCCAAGGCGUGCAGGCGCUGCGCCAUAUGCAGCUGAGCUCGACCGGCUCGUCUGCCGGUGACUGCGACGUGAGCGCGUGCGACGCGGUAGCAGACAAAGCAGUGCUUCUCUACCGUUUCCUGAACAGUGACAUGUUCUACUCCACAAAGCAGCUCGCUGUAUUGGAGGAGGUGCUAGAGGCGAUGCCUCCGUCCGACCGGCUGCACUUUUUCAUGGAGUGUCUACGGGUGCGCCGACGUAGUCGCAACCACUGGGAGGAUUCCCCCAUCGCGGUGCUCUUCGUCUCCGAGGCUGAGAAGCCUUAUCUCCGUCAGCUCGCUGUCGGCAAGCGGGUUCAACAGGGGAUGGAGGACAUGGCAGAGGUAGUUGUGCGUGCUGCGCGUCCGAGAGCGUCGGACCGCCUGCGCCGCGAGGCGGAGCCCGUGCGGCAGAGCUUUGAGAGCUUCACCGUGGCCCUCUCCCAGGGGGUUUCCUCGUGCGGCGCUUCUGCUGCCUUCUCGGCAGGGCGCGCGGCAGAGAUGCUGACGGGUACCUUCCCGGAUGUCUUCAAGACACUCAGCGUGCAGGAAGUCGAGCAGGCGCUCUUAUUCCUCGUGCACCAGAAGCGCGGCGCAGCAGGCGGCGUCGCUGCGUCUGCGCGACCCGAAGCCACCGCGGCCUCGGCAGACAAAGCGAACUCCAUUUCGGUUGAGGAGCUUUUCAGCGUGAUACCGUCACUGAACGCAGAGGCACUGCGGGAACGAGUCGAGGCCGCGCACACGCCUCGCCCAGCUGCCGCUCAAGCGCAGCCCGUCAGCAUCACUGUCUGGUCGUGUGACUCAUGUACUUUCCAGAACCAAAUCUCGAGCAACAUGUGCUCGAUGUGCAUGGCCCCGAAGCCGAAGUCUGUGAGAGAGGCGGAGGGUGCGGAGAUGGACGCUGCUGCCAAUGCCGCUGCUGGUGGGGCUGCAGCAGAGGAGGAGGGCGACGACGAUGGCGUGGACACGCCGUGGCAGUGCGCAGUGUGCACUUUUAUCAAUGACUCUCGCGGGAAGUCGAUGUGCGAGAUUUGCAUGGCACCCAACCCGCGUCCGCUGAUGGGAGCGGGUGGAAGUCACGCUGGGAGGAGCCCGUUUGGUGGCGGCUUUGAGUGCCCGGAGGGGUACUGGGUGUGCUCGGUGGAGCAUGGUGGGUGCAGCAAGUUCAACCCCAACUCCUUGUUCUACUGCCAGGUAUGCGAGAAGGCGCGGCCGAAUUUGGCCAGCGUGCGCUUUUAA